AUGAUCGAAGUUGUGUUGGAUGAUCGACUUGGAAAGAAGGUGCGGGUCAAGUGCAAUGAAGAUGAUACCAUUGGGGACCUGAAGAAAUUGGCCGCGGCACAGCUCGGAACCCGACCCGAGAAACUAAAGAUUCAAAAGUGGUAUACCGUUUACAAGGAUCAUAUCACUCUGGAAGACUACGAAAUUCAUGAUGGAAUGGGGUUGGAAUUGUAUUAUCAAUAG
This is a messenger RNA of Seminavis robusta, 222 nucleotides long. The record is from the annotation of a GenBank genome assembly. Lineage: Eukaryota; Bacillariophyta; Bacillariophyceae; Naviculales; Naviculaceae.